Cyclopterus lumpus (lumpfish) is the source of this 3014-nucleotide messenger RNA. RefSeq names its product storkhead box 2a (gene stox2a). The transcript has 5 exons. Gene Ontology annotation, biological process: positive regulation of transcription by RNA polymerase II. NCBI's taxonomy places the organism in Eukaryota, Metazoa, Chordata, Actinopteri, Perciformes, Cyclopteridae. The coding region runs from base 1 to 3003 and encodes 1000 amino acids. Gene Ontology annotation, molecular function: DNA-binding transcription activator activity, RNA polymerase II-specific; RNA polymerase II transcription regulatory region sequence-specific DNA binding. Gene Ontology annotation, cellular component: cytoplasm; nucleus. The record is from RefSeq and is a predicted model, not a curated record.
AUGAAGAAGAACCGCAGCAGCAAUCUGCGGCGGGCCUGGCCCAGCUCGGAGCAUACCGAGCGCCCGCCUGAGCACAAUCUCUCCCGUAGUGAGAAAGACAUCCGUGUGCAGAAGCAGCAUCUUCCUCCCCCUCCAGCUCCUCAUUUCUCUCCGUCCCCACCAAGUUAUCGUGCACCAGGUGACGUGUCUCCGAUCAGCAUGUCACCUAUCAGCCAGUCACAGUUCAUCCCGCUGGGGGAGAUCUUGUGCCUGGCCAUCUCUGCUAUGAACUCUGCCCACAAGCCGGUCAACCAGGAGGCUCUGGUGGAGCACCUCACUGCCAGCUUCCCAGGCGUGCCUACACCCAGCUCAGAGGUUCUGCGACAUACCCUGAACAUGCUGGUGCGAGAGAGGAAGAUCUACCCAACUCCAGAGGGCUACUUCAUUGUCACCCCACAGACCUACUUUAUCACUCCUUCCCUCAUCAGAACCAACAACAAGUGGUAUCACCUGGAUGACCGGCUGCAAGAGCGCCAAACGCAACAGUCACAGCAGCAACAACAACAACAACAACAACAACAACAGCAACAGCAAACUCAGCAAUGCACUUCGCCUCAGUCUGGCAACGUAACACCAUCUACACCUGGCUGCCUGAGAGAGAGGCCUCCUCGCAAGAAUCACAAUGACUCAUACAACUCCUAUCGCGAAGACUCGUCCAGACUUCACAGUAGUAAGUCACCAAAGGAGCACAGGGGAGAUUCUUAUCAAAGUAAGCCCGCCAAGGAUCACAAUGGCGGGGAACCUCCACCAAGCACGUCAGCCAAGGAGCACCGAGGAGAACCUCCGUCAUACCCUUAUUCCCCUCUUCCCACUUCCCCUCCUGCCCAGCAACCGCCACCUAAAGAGCCCGUUGAGAAGAGCAAAAGCAUCACUUCUUUCCCUUAUAAAAGUGACACUCUGACCAAAAAGAAAGAAGGAAGUGGUGGCGGUGGAAGCGGCGAGAAGCAAUCCAAAAGGUUCGGCCUCAGGCUCUUCAGGCUGAGUUUCAAGAAGGACAAAAUGAGGCAGCUGGCCACCUUCUCAGCCCAGUUCCCCCCAGAGGAGUGGCCUCUUCGUGACGAGGAGGUGCCGACCCCGCCCAUUCCCCCCCAGGUGGAGAUGGAGAUAAUCCGCCGAAUCAACCCUGACCUAACGGUGGAGAAUGUGGCAAGGCACACGGCUGUGAUGAAGAGGCUGGAGGAGGAGCGUACGCAGAAGAACAAGGCAGGGUCCUCAGCCCAGCACAGUGCACGGAGCAGGAGGGGGAGGGGCCAUCGGAGGGCCCUACACGGGAAGUCCCGCUCACACAGCAAGCCCCGAACUUCCAGGGGAGACCCGUCCGAGGGUUCAAACUGGGACCUUUUGUUCAUGGAAAGGGAUUACCGCUUCUUUAGCCACUCGUUAGUUCGCUCGCCUCGGGAGGCCAUGUACACCUUGGAGCGCAGACGAAGUGGAGGCGCGACAUACCUGGUCCAUAGCAACCCCAACAUCACUGAAUCAAACUGCCCGGUUACUCCCGAGUGGGACGUGUCUGGGGAGCUCGCCAAGAGACGGACGGAGAUGCCCUUCCCAGAGCCGUCGCGCGGGACGUGCCAGUCCAGGGUGCAAAGAAGUCACAGUCACAAUCAGGACAGGAAGUCGCGUCACGACAGGUCAGAUCAAGCGAAGGAACGCUCUCGGUCCAUGGACAACUCCCUCAAGGGCCCGUCACUGGGGGUGCCUGAAGACUUUGAACCCACUCUGGAGGAGCGUAGUCAUUACUACACUGAUGACGGCACCCUGCGCGCCACGCAGAAGUCCUCCCACUACUCAAGGAUCAUGUUCUCCGCUGCUAAGUUCCACUCUGAUUUUAAUGUGCCUGAUUUGGGGAAAGGGAGUUUGGACGAGUCAAGGAUCCGGAGUACGAUGGAGAGGAACAAAAGCAGAGACAGUUUGCCAUCGUACAAUGAGCUAAUGGGACUUUCUCCUAAGCCCUCAGCAGAUGAGUACUUCCAGUGCAAUACGUCAAAUGAAACAAUCCUAACUGCCCCUUCGCCUCAGGCAAAAUCAGAAUAUGACACAUUAACCUCAUCAGGGGGACUCCGAAAGGGCUCUCCGGCUGACCGCCAAACGCCUCACCUCACCUCUCCUCACACGAUGGAGUACAAAGAGGACCUGUCGGCCGUAAAGGGACAGAACGGCUCAGUGCGACUGACGCCAAGCCAGACGCCGGAGCCGGUGCAAAACGCCCGUUUGACGCCACACCAACACAAUGUAGAUCCGGGAGGGGGAGGAGGCACUAUGGUGCUCAAGAGGAAAGAGAUCUUCAGCAAGGACACUUUGUUCAAACCUCCACACAAUGCCUUGUCCACAGGCUACGUGGACAGCAGCUACACCAAGUCCGGCACAUUGCGGAAAGCCUCACAUGCCAAAUCAACAGAGGCCCUAGACAAUCCUGAGCCCCAGCAGCCUUCCAAUUCAGCCACUUCCUCAGCGUCACCGGCAGUUUUACAGGGCUGCUUAGAGCCAACAGUCCCCUCCGCCUCCUUUGACUAUUAUAAUGUAUCAGAUGAUGAGGAGGAGGAAGAGGCAGAGGAGGACUCGCACAAAGAGUUGGGAACCAUGCAGUGGUUACUGGAGCGGAAGAAGGACCAUGAUCUGCAGCGGAAACUGGAGACCAAUCUGACCUUACUCAGCCCCAAGGAGACGGAGAACAGCAGCAGCCAGAAGUCCGCCCACUCCGCCCGUUUGGACAGCAUGGACAGCAGCAGCGUCACGGUGGACAGUGGAUUCAACUCCCCCAGAACGCGUGAAAGCCUCGCGUCCAACACAUCCAGCAUCGUGGAAAGCAAUAGGCGGCAGAAUCCAGCGCUGAGCCCCGGCCACAUCGGCACGAGUAGUAUCGGACUGCCCUUCAGCUUUCGCGCCAUCCCAGAACCCCCCACCACACAGCCUGAGAAACUCCAGAAGUCAUCGAACUGCCUGGCCUCCAUCACCAGCGUCUGACGGGCAGCACA